Oryza brachyantha (malo sina) is the source of this 3308-nucleotide messenger RNA. RefSeq names its product ent-kaur-16-ene synthase, chloroplastic. Gene Ontology annotation, biological process: diterpenoid biosynthetic process. Lineage: Eukaryota; Viridiplantae; Streptophyta; Magnoliopsida; Poales; Poaceae. Gene Ontology annotation, molecular function: terpene synthase activity; magnesium ion binding. The record is from RefSeq and is a predicted model, not a curated record. Bases 198 to 2639 code for a protein of 813 amino acids. The transcript has 14 exons.
UCGGCGUUGCCGCCGGCCAAUUGGGUGACUCUGACUCCCUCGGCGCUGUCGCCGCCGCGCUUGAUUGCUCAGGCGGCCCCCCAAGGUCAAGGUGCGGUUUUCUUUUCUUUUUUUCCCCAUUCUGCCGGCCAAUCGUGCGUAGAUCGUCCCGUGUAAUCCCUCCUCCUCGUCGCGCGCUUGGGGCCGCGUCAUCAACAAUGAUGCCGAGUUCCUCCUCCUCCUCCUGCUGCCGCGGCGGACAGUUCCACGGAGCUUCAUCCGGCGCGAUGGCGGCAAAUCGGUCGACGAGAGGGCCUCGUCCUUUACUCACCAGAGUGUACGCUGAGAAGAGAUUGGGAGUAGGGGGCAAUGCAUCGAUCCUGCAAGACAUGCACAGGAAGGAGCUCCAGGAUAGGAUAAGGGAAAAGCUCCAGACAGUAGAGUUAUCAACGUCUUCGUACGACACGGCAUGGGUGGCCAUGGUGCCACUGCGGGGUUCCCGUCAGCACCCGUGUUUCCCACAAUGUGUGGAGUGGAUAUUACAAAACCAGCAGGACAAUGGAUCUUGGUGUACAAACAGAUUUGGCUCGGCGGUCACCAGAGAUGUUCUAUCGUCUACAUUGGCAUGUGUUCUUGCACUCAAGAGAUGGAAUCUUGGAGAGGAUCACAUUAGGAGAGGACUAAAUUUCAUUGGAAGGAAUUUCUCGAUUGCCAUGGAUGAGCAAUUUGAUGCUACUGUAGGUUUCAACAUCACUUUUCCUGGUAUGCUUAGCCUUGCCAUGGAGAUGGAUUUGGAAAUUCCUGUCAGACAGACAGAUAUGGAUAGACUUCUUCGCCUCCGGGAGACAGAACUCAAAAGAGAGUCUGGAGAUCAAUGUUAUGGAAGAAAGGCAUAUAUGGCUUAUGUCUCAGAAGGAUUAGGAAACCUGUUGGAUUGGGAUGAAAUUAUGAUGUUCCAGAGGAAGAAUGGAUCAUUUUUCAACUGUCCUUCCACAACCGCUGCUACAUUAAUCAACCAUUAUGACAAUAAAGCCCUUGAAUACUUAAAUUUGCUGGUCAGUAAAUUUGGAAGUGCAGUACCACCAGUGUAUCCACUAAAUAUAUAUUGUCAACUUUCAUGGGUGGAUGCACUUGACAAGAUGGGAAUUUCAGAGUAUUUUGCCACUGAGAUAAAGAGCAUCUUAGACACAACAUACAGUUCAUGGUUAGAAAGAGAUGAGGAAAUAAUGCUGGACAUAACAACAUGUGCAAUGUCUUUUCGUAUUUUAAGGAUGAAUGGGUGUCAUGUUUCCUCAGCCGAGUUGUUUCAUAUUGCUGAAUCUUCCAGUUUCCAUGAAUCACUUCAAGGAUAUAUAAAUGAUAGAAAAUCAGUACUAGAAUUAUACAAGGCUUCAAAAGUCAGUUUAUCAGAAAAUGAUUUGAUCUUAGAUAGCAUAGGCUCUUGGUCAGGUAGCUUAUUGAAGGAAAUGCUGUGCUCUAAUGGGGUGCAAAAAACUCCAACCUUUGAAGAGAUGGAGUACGCUCUUAAGUUUCCCUUCUACACCAUAUUGGACCGUCUAUAUCACAAGAGGAACAUUGAACAUUUUGAUUCAAAGGACUCCCAGAUGUUAAAGACAGAAUACCUGCUUCCUCAUGGCAAUCAAGAUAUUCUAACUUUCGCUAUUAAAGAUUUCAGUACCUCUCAAUCUAUAUACCAGGAUGAACUUAAUUAUCUUGAUAGUUGGGUGAAAGACGAAAAACUUGAUCAGUUACCAUUUGCACGUCAGAAGUUGACAUAUUGCUAUCUUUCUGCUGCUGCUACCAUAUUCCCCCCUGAAUUGUCUGAUGCUCGCAUUGCAUGGGCUAAAAAUGGUGUACUGACAACUGUUGUCGAUGACUUCUUUGAUCUUGGGGGAUCAAAAGAAGAAUUAGAAAACCUCGUUGAUUUAGUUGAGAAGUGGGAUGGACAUCAUCAAGGGGAGUUCUACUCAGAACAGGUAAAAAUAGUCUUUUGUGCUCUUUAUACUACAGUGAACCAGCUUGGAGCAAAGGCUUCUGCAUUACAAGGCCGUGAUGUCACGAAACACCUAGUAGAAAUAUGGCUCUGUCUGUUGCGGUCUAUGAUGACCGAGGCUGAAUGGCAGAGGAUCAAAUAUGUGCCAACGAUGGAAGAAUACAUGGGAAAUGCUGUCGUCUCAUUUGCACUGGGACCUAUUGUGCUCCCCACACUGUAUUUUGUAGGAUCAAAGCUUCAUGAGGAUAUUGUCAAGAGUCAUGAGUACAACGAAUUAUUUAGACUGAUGAGCACAUGCGGGCGUCUCCUGAAUGACAGUCAAGGCUUUGAGAGGGAGGACAUGGAGGGAAAACUGAACAGUAUUUCACUGCUUGUUCAUCACAGUGAUGGUUCUAUGUCCAUAGAGGAGGCCAAAAGGACAGCCCAGCAAUCCAUAGACACUUCUAGGAGGAGCUUGUUAAGAUUGGUUCUUGGGGAACAGGGUGAUGUUCCUGGGCCAUGCAAGCAGCUGUUCUGGAAGAUGUGCAAAAUUGUUCACAUGUUCUACUUUCGGACCGAUGGAUUCAGCUCGCCGAAGGAAAUGGUUAGCGCAGUGAAUGCAGUCGUCAAGGAGCCACUUAAGAUCAAAGUUACCGAUCCAUAUGCAUCUAUUUUGUCGGGAAAUUAAGUGCUACCUCCGUUCAGUUGUUGUAUCAGAGAUAUCAGAAACGAGCUUUAUACGGGAAAUUAAGCUGUGGAUCGUUUGAGACAGCUUUAGACAGAAAUAAUUUUUGGAAAAAACUAUAGCCGGGAGAAACUUCUCCAAGCAGACCCUGCUCUAGCAUGCAUACGAGGGAAGAGGUGACAUGAAGUUAGAGGGACAGGUAGGGGCCACAUGUUGGUCCCACUUUUAAAAUUUAUUUAAUUUAUCUAUUUGGUUGAGUAUACUGCCAUGUAAUCGACGUGUAAACAUAAGAGUCGAAUAAAUACCAACUCAAUGUCCACGUAUGCGCCACGUAGACAAAACAGCAAUCGAAACCGUUUAGGGAGUCUGAUUUACACCGAUAUUAAUAUUUGAGGAAGACACUAUACCCAGUUUUUGUGCUUGGAAAAUACAAAUCAAACUCAAGCCAUUGUCGAGAGAGUCAAGACAUACUUUUUCCUUGCUAGCACUAUGGGAACGCCACCGAGCCAGUAGCGAGAGGCCACCACACCAGCAUCGGCACCUGCGGGCGUGCAUUGCCAGCAUCAAUGUGAUUCUGGAAGGACCCAAAUGGCAAUGAUAUCAAAUGUAAAAGAGUAAAUUUUACUUUGGCUACCUUCUAUUAUCAAAUUUAACUUUUAACUACACUUAAGU